AUGGCGAACUCAAAUAUAAAAAGAUGGAGUGUUAAAAUUAAUGAUCUUCCACCGAAUAUCUCUACUGCUGACUUGACUGGACAGCUAGAUAUUGCAAUACAUCGAAUCGUUAUUCCGAAACAGCGAUAUUUCAACAAGUGCUACGCGUAUAUUAACGGAUUUCCAAAUGAGGAACAAGCAAAUGAGUUUACUCUUCGAUGGAAUGGGAUGAACAUUUAUGGAAAAAGAAUUAAAUGUAAAGCUCAUGAAAAUAUUCUAACGAUACCGAGUACAUUCCAUCCCCGACGUCACGAACAAGCAUCAAUAACUGAUGAUACGAAACCAAUGAAUCAGUGUGAUUUUCGAGUCACGACUGAUUCCAGUUCAUUGCAUUCAUCACAAAACAAAUCAUUUCACUUCUCUUCAGAAGCAGAUUCUAUUCAAUCUGAACAGCAAGAAUGUCAUCUUGGUAUUCACUGUGCGUAUGCAUUUUGUCCGUGGAUCCAUCCGCCAGAUUGGCACGUUUGUGAAGAUGGAGCAGAAUGCAAUUCUUUUGAUUGUAAAGCGAGCCAUCCUGAAGAUCGUAAAGAUAAAUGUUCGCUUGGCGGUACUUGUCACAAUGAUGCAUGUCUUCUUUUACAUCCAAACGGUCGACAGUUGCGUAUUCGCGGAGCUAAAUGUCUCGAGCUCGAAUCUACAUAUGUGCAUCCAUCCGGCCGACCAACUAAGUGUAAAGACGGUAUUCUUUGUGAUAAGUUCAAUUGUAAUCGGUUACAUCCACGUGAAUGGGAUCCACCAGAUGAUACCAAUUAUAGAAACUUCCAAUCACAAAGUAGUGGCAUUCUAAAAUCAUUCCGAGUACGCAUGAGCGAACGAGAAUCCGCUCGAUUACCUAUCUUUCGUUCACGUACUGAAUUUUGUCAACGACUGGAACGUGAAAAUUUGCUUGUAGUCACAGCUGAAACUGGUAGUGGUAAAAGCACACAGUUGCCUCAAUAUGCUGCUGAGUAUUUCUCCGAUGGCCUCGUAGUGUGUACUCAACCACGUGUUGUCGCUGCAAUGUCUUUGGCUCGUCGUGUGGCGGACGAGUACGAUGGAACAUCCGAAGGCAAUUCUGUUGGAUAUCAAGUUGGCAGCGGCAAUCGUGUACAAGGUACAAAUAUUAUGUUUAUGACGGAUGCGGCACUCAUCCACGAGAGUCAAUCCGACCCAAACUUGAGUCGGAUACGUGUACUGAUAGUUGACGAAGCGCAUGAACGUUCACUUAAUACAGAUAUCGUUAUCGGCAUUAGUAAACUACUAUUAAAAAAACGUCCAGACGAUUUCUUUGUUGUCAUCGCUUCGGCGACCAUCGAUCCGACUCGGUUCUUAGCAUUUUUUGAUCGAACAUUCGAUUCUCCUUUAUCCGUUCUUGGUCGUGUAUUUCCAGUCACCAACGAGUAUUUACCACCACCAAAAGAUUGUACGGAUCAAAAUCUUAUUGAAUUACACCUUAUUCCAACGAUUCUUCGUCUGUUUCCCAAACAUAAAGGAAAUACGUUGGUUUUUCUUCAUGGUCAACGCGAAAUUGAACAUGCCUUAACGCUGUUCAGUCGAGAUAUACCCAAUGGAUGCGUAGCAUUACCGCUCUAUGGUUCGUUAUCGCCGGAAGAACAAGAAAGAGUGCUUCAAUUCGAUGAUGAGAAUCCCCAGCAGCGAAUGGUUGUUUUUUUGUACCAAUGUUGCUGA
Molecule: messenger RNA, 1707 nt
Organism: Adineta ricciae
Lineage: Eukaryota; Metazoa; Rotifera; Eurotatoria; Adinetida; Adinetidae
Source: the annotation of a GenBank genome assembly